CAAUAUGGCGGCGCUCCCACAAUGCGAGAAGGCGGGAAACCCUCCCGUCCGGCGUCGCCCCUUUAAGAAAGGCGAGUUAGCCAAUCAGAGGCGGGAAGAGGGCGGGACUAGGGCGCUCGACAAAUCAGAGCGCGACAGCGGGGCGGAGCGAAAUAGAUGGGCGAAUCAGAGAGCGAGAGAAAGGCGGAGCGACAGCGGCUCCGCCAAUCAGAGCCGAGAGGGCGGCAGAGCGGGCGGUGCGGCCGCGGUGCCUCAGAGUCGCGGCCUGCUCCCGCUCCCGGUCCCGCUGCCGGCGCCGCCGCCGCCAUGAACAUCCUUCCGAAGAAGUCGUGGCACGUGCGGAACAAGGACAGUGCGCGGGUGCGGCGGGACGAGGCGGCGGCCGAGGUGGAGCGGAGGAAACGGGAGGCGCGCGCGCGCUGCGGGCGGAGCAGGAGGCGAGUGCGCACCGAGCUCCUGCGGAAGCGGGCGCGGGUCGGGGGUCGCAGCCCCUCGCCCCCGGCCCCCCCCGUGCUGUUCCCGCCGCCCGAGGAGGCCCCGAACCGCGAGCACGAGGCGGAAAAACGGCGGGAACAGGAACGCCGCGAGCGGGCCCUGGGGGUCCUGACCUACCUGGGCCAGAGCGCGGCCGAGGCGCAGACCUGCCCCCCCUGGUACCUGCAGCCCCCCAGAAAAGCUGGGGAGGGGUCCCGGGAGGUGCAGGGGGGGCGCAAGGCCGUGCUGGACCCUCUCCAGGACAUGAGGAAGGGGCUGCACCGAGCCCCCAGCCCCAAAAAAUCCCCCCAGCCUCGGCCACGGAGCCCCCCCAGAGCCCCCCCUGAGAGGGGCGGGGCAGGAGGAGGGCUGGCGGAGUUGCGGCGGCAGCGCCUGGCGCGGGAGGCGGCCGAGGCCGCGCGGAGCCGGGAGCUGCUGGGGGGGCUCCGGGACCCCCCCGGGACCCCCCAAAACCGCCGGGACCCCCGGGAGCCCCCAGAGCCCCGGGAGCCCGAGCGGGGGCGCUACAACAGCCAGUUCCACCCGGCGCUGGCGCGGGGGGGGAGCAAGCGCAGCUGAGAGACAAAUCCAGCUGAAACCGCCCCAAAAUUCACCUGGAACCCUCCCGAAAUCUGCAAUGGACUGUUCCACCCUGCGCUGGCGCAGAGCAAGCGCAGCUGAGCCCCAAAUUCAGCUGAAACCGCCCCAAAAUUCACCUGGAACCCCCCCCGAAAUUCACUUGGAACCCUCCUAAACUGGUAAUGGACAGUUCCACCCGGCGCUGGCGCGGGGUGGGGGAGCAAGCACAGCUGAGAGACAAAUCCAGCUGAAACAGCCCCAAAAUUCACCUGGAACAACCCGAAAUCGGUAAUGGACUGUUCCACCCGGCGCUGGUUCAAAUUUAACUGAGAGCCCCCCAAAAUUCACCUGGAAC
This is a messenger RNA of Passer domesticus (house sparrow), 1408 nucleotides long. RefSeq names its product leukocyte receptor cluster member 1 (gene LENG1). NCBI's taxonomy places the organism in Eukaryota, Metazoa, Chordata, Aves, Passeriformes, Passeridae. The record is from RefSeq and is a predicted model, not a curated record.